GAGUGCCGGCCUGGCAUGUUCUGUGCCACAUCAGCCGUCAACACCUGUGCCCGCUGCAUCCCCCACUCCGUCUGCCCCACAGGGAUGGUCGUCAGGUUCCGGGGUACAGCAGAGAGGGACACCAUCUGUGAGGAACCCUCCCCAGUGACCAGCCCUGACUGCAGCACCAGCCCCGAAGCCAGCCAGGCGCCCGCCAGGAGAAUUGGCAGUGCCAUUUCUGGCUUCUCUCUCGGCAGCAGGCCCCCCCAGGCCAGGCCCCUGGGGACUUCCUCGGCAAGCUCCAAGGCCAGGACCACGCUUCCUGGAGGGGGUGCUUCCCUCACCCCGGAAAAUGAUUCCAAAAUGACCAGGGCCCCCAGCUCUGCCUCCUCGGUGCGGAAGCCCAGUCCCGAUCCGGGGCUGACCUCGCAGCAGCUGUGCACACAGGGGUCAUCGGACUGUGGGAAGCAGUGUGACCCCGACUACUACCUGGACAAGGACGGCCGCUGCAAGGCCUGUGUGACCUGUUCUGGAGACCUGAUGGAGAAGGCGCCGUGCACGUGGAACUCCUCUCGAGUCUGCGAAUGUCGAUCUGGCAUGUCCUGUGCCACAUCAGCCACCAACUCCUGUGCCCGCUGUAUCCCCCACUCCGUCUGCCCACCAGGGAUGGUCACCAAACCCCAGGGUGCAGCUGAGAGGGAUGCCACAGAUGAGCUCCCUCCCUCCGAGGCCCGCCCUGAGUGCAGCACCAACCCAGAGGACAGCAAGACACCCACCAGUGCCCCUGCCCCUCUGGUGUCCUCGGCAGACCCCCAGAUCAGUCAGGAGCAUGGAGGGGGCAUCACCCACGCCUGGGGAGACACCCCCAUAUCAGCGAGCACACCCAUCUCUUUCUCCUCCACGGCAAAGCCCAUUCUGGUUUCAGGGCCGGUGCUCUUCUGGACGGUCCUGCUGCUGGUGGUGGUCCUGGGCUCCGUGUCCUUCCUCCUGUGCCACCGGAGGGCCUGCAGGAAGUGGAUUCAGCAGAAGCUCCACCUCUGCUACCCUGUCCAGACCUUCCGGCCCAAGCUGGAGCCCAUGGAUUCCAGGCCCUGGAGGAACCCGACACAGCUGAAGAGUGUAUCGGUGGUGGAGUCAGGCAUGGAAGAGCUGAGGUUAAUGAGCCCCCUGCCUGUGGAGACCUCCCCCAAUGGGGCAGCCUGCCUAGAGAGCAUGCGGCUGCUGGAAGCCAGCCCACCCGCCGCCGGGAGCCCCUCAUCCCCCAGGGACCUUCCUGAGCCCCGGGUGACCUCAGAGCAUACCAACAACAGGAUCGAGAAGAUCUACAUCAUGAAGGCUGACACAGUGAUUGUGGGGACCGUGAGGACCGAGGUGCCUGAGGGCCGGGGCCUGGUGGGGCCGGCGGGUCCUGAGUUCGAGGAGGAUCUGGAAGUGGACCAUGCUCCCCACUUCCCAGAGCAGGAGACAGAGCCUCCUCUGGGCAGCUGCGGGGAUGUCAUGUUCUCAGUAGAAGAGGAAGGAAAGGAGGCCCCCUUGCCCAUGACCGUCUCCGAGAAAUGAAGCCUGGCCUGGGUUGGGGCUGAGA
Messenger RNA from Neomonachus schauinslandi (Hawaiian monk seal), 1564 nucleotides. It is a transcript of the gene TNFRSF8, whose product is annotated as TNF receptor superfamily member 8. Bases 16 to 1539 code for a protein of 507 amino acids. NCBI's taxonomy places the organism in Eukaryota, Metazoa, Chordata, Mammalia, Carnivora, Phocidae. The transcript is spliced from 12 exons. Gene Ontology annotation, molecular function: transmembrane signaling receptor activity; protein binding. Gene Ontology annotation, biological process: signal transduction. The record is from RefSeq and is a predicted model, not a curated record.